AUGGCGGGGCAAAAUGGUGGUGCUGGUUUUGGGAACCUAAUACAAGGUGCGGGAAGGCAGUUGCUAAAUCAAGGAGGCCAGGCCUUGCUUCAGUAUGGCGCCCAAGCACUUGGAAAUAUCAUUAAUGAAGUGUUCCAGAAGAAAGAGGUUGAACAAAAAAGAUUUCUUCCAAGCAUUAAAAACUAUAAAGUGCUCGGCGAAACGCGCCCGUCAUCUUUCGGCCCGGCCACUUAUCAAGACUUCAAGGAAAUACGAUCAAGAUGCCUAGCUGAAGGCAGACUGUUCGAGGAUCCAGAGUUCCCUCCAAUAGACCGUAGUCUUUACUAUAAGGAGAGAUUGGAUCGACCUAUCACUUGGCUCAGACCUGGAGAAAUAUGCGAAGAUCCGCAACUCUUCGUGGAAGGGUACAGUCGUUUCGACAUACAGCAGGGCGAGUUGGGCGACUGCUGGCUGCUCGCUGCAGUAGCUAAUCUCACGUUGCAUAGAAAAUUGUUCUUCCAAGUUGUGCCCGAUGAUCAAAGCUUCGACGAAGACUACGCCGGUGUCUUUCAUUUCCGGUUCUGGCAGUACGGACGCUGGGUGGACGUGGUGAUAGACGACCGGCUGCCCACGUACCGCGGCAAGCUGAUCUUCCUGCACUCGUCGGAGCGGAACGAGUUCUGGAGCGCACUGCUCGAAAAGGCAUACGCAAAAUUGCACGGCUCUUACGAGGCGCUAAAAGGCGGUUCGACAUGCGAGGCGAUGGAGGACUUCACCGGAGGCGUGACGGAAAUGUACGAAAUGUCAGAACUUCCGCCCAACUUCUACACUAUACUGCUGAAGGCGUACGAGAGGAACUCGCUUAUGGGAUGCAGUAUCGAGCCGGACCCCAACAUCCUGGAGGCGGAGACGCCGGCGGGGCUGAUCCGCGGGCACGCGUACUCGGUGACGCGCGUCAAGUACGUGGACAUCGAGACGCCCGGCCGCGCCGGCAAGAUCCCGCUGCUGCGCCUGCGCAACCCCUGGGGCAACGAGGCCGAGUGGAACGGGCCCUGGAGCGACAAAUCACCAGAAUGGCGUUUCAUUCCGGAAUCGGAGAAAGAGGAACUCGGCCUGACGUUCGACGACGACGGCGAGUUCUGGAUGUCCUUCAAGGACUUCGUCAACCAUUUCUCAAGAGUGGAGAUUUGCAACUUGAACCCGGACUCUCUGGACCCGGAGGAAUGUCCCGAAGGCUGUACCAAGAAAUGGGAGAUGUCUGUGUUUGAAGGGGAAUGGGUUAGAGGUGUUACAGCGGGAGGGUGCAGGAACUAUUUGGAUACUUUCUGGAAGAAUCCACAGUACACAGUCACAUUGACAGAUGUGGAUGAGGGCGAAGACGAGAACAAAUGUACUAUAAUCGUAGCGUUGAUGCAGAAGAACCGUCGCUCCCAACGUCACCAGGGACUCGAAUGCCUGACCAUAGGCUUCGCAGUGUACCGCUUGCCUGACUACGGCCAUGUACCCAAACCGCUGGACAUCAAUUUCUUCAAGUACAACGCUUCUGUGGGACGCUCCCAAGCAUUCAUCAAUCUGAGAGAAGUCAGCGCUAGGUUUAAGUUCGAGCCGGGAACAUACGUGAUCGUGCCGUCCACCUUUGAGCCGAAUGAAGAGGGAGAGUUCUUACUGCGAGUGUUCUCUGAGAAGGACAACAACAUGGCUGAGAAUGACAGAGAUGUGGGCAUGGGCGAUGUCGACGAUCGGGUGAAAGAAAUAGCACCUGACCCAGAACCAGCAGAUCCAGUGCGUGAUUUCUUUAACCGCUUGGCCGGAGCCGACGGGGAAGUCGAUUGGCAGGAACUCAAGGAGAUCUUGGACUAUGCUAUGAGAGAAGAGCUAGCGAUGAAGCAGGGCGGCGCGUACGACGGCGGGGGGCUCGGCGGGGGCGCGGGGCCGGGCGGGGGGGAGCCGCCCGUGCAGAACUGCCUCGAGCAGCUGCUCUGUGCACUCUGCACGCCCAUCUGCAAGGAGUUUGGAAUCGACCUGCAGCAAGUACAGCAGCAGGCCGCGAACUCGGAGCAGGUCCAUCUCACCCAGCCGCAACCGACCACCGAACUAAAAGGCCAUGGUUUCUCCAAGGACGCGUGUAGGAGCAUGAUCGCGAUGUUGGAUAAGGACAACUCCGGCGGCCUCGGCUUUGAUGAGUUCAAAUCGCUUUGGGUUGAUCUGCGCAAUUGGCGGGCGGUGUUCCGUCUAUACGAUACGGAAGGUAGAAAUGCCAUCCCCGCACAGAACUUGCGCGACGCUUUGCAUUCAGCCGGCUAUACAGUCAACGCGCAUGUACUCAACGUUCUCGCUCAUAGAUACGGCUCGAGUGACGGCUACAUCCAGUUCGACGACUUUAUAAUGUGCGCCGUGCGAUUGAAGACCAUGAUCGAAACCUUUAAAGGGAGGUCUUCAGGUGGAGAUUACGCAACAUUCUCCCUCGAAGAAUGGCUGAAUCGCACAGUCUACUCUUAG
Messenger RNA from Parnassius mnemosyne (clouded apollo), 2478 nucleotides. Lineage: Eukaryota; Metazoa; Arthropoda; Insecta; Lepidoptera; Papilionidae. The record is from the annotation of a GenBank genome assembly.